AUGGCACCGCCAGUCCACACUGAAACGGUCAGACGCAGGGAGACGGAGGGACUAGACUACGGCUGUGACAGGUCGAGGGUUCCGCCGCUGCCCUUUGCUGGACUAUACAGGAUGCUUCAGGACCGCGGACAAGGCUCGCUGCUGGCCAUGUGGAAACUAUCUUCUUGUCACCAGGAGCUAUGGAAGGAUCUUAUAGAAGCCAUGUUCAGGAAGAUUAACGCCGUGUUCCGGCCCAAUCACGGCCACCGCGGGCGGUGCGAGGACGACUACCACAGCGCCUGCACGGUCAAGCUGGUGCGCAGCACGUCCAUGCUGGUGGUGGGAGAGGCCCGCGGCGGCGCCAGGGCCAACCGUACGCGCCUGGAACCGGACGCCACGCUGAAGCGCAGCAAGAGCUCCGUGACCCUGGAGUCCACCAGCACCACCAGCACCACCAGCACCAGCACCACGGCGCUGUACUACUACCAGAGCCGGCAGGACCAGAUCUGGCUCUACUCGCAGAACCAGAACUGUCUGCAGUACCUGCAGGAGCUGGUGGCGCUGAGGAGGCAGUACACGCAGAGCAUCAUGAACAUCCACAACGCCGAGCGCAGGAACUCGCUGGCGUCGGAGGCCAAGAAGAAGGUCGCUCCGCAACCGCCACGGGCCAAGGCCUCUCAGAGCGCGAGAGCGGAGCCCACCGCUCCUCCGAUUCCUAACGAGGAGGACACGCUCCAGUACUUGGACUCCGUCAUCGCCAGCUGUGACCCGGAGCCCAAGCGCAAGCCCAACAUGGACGACGGCAACGCCGACGUGGACUUCGUCGUGGCCACCAGCACCAGUGAGCAUGACCUCCACUCCAACUGGGUUCUGCGAGACCCGCGUCGGUUCUCCAUGGACGAGUCCCGGCUGCGUCACGCAGAGCCCAAACCGGAGCCCGGACCGGGCCCCCCCACCACGGGCAGACGCAAGGGCCAGAGUGGCACGACCGCCAGCGCCCGCCGUCUCCAGCGCAACCCCAUACAUCUUCCCAAGGUGGUGGAGAGCGCCUUUCAGACGCUCCGCUUCAAACCCAAACUAAAGAAGAAGGACUAAAGCCUUUCAGACCUUCCGCUUCAAACCCAAA
This is a messenger RNA of Sardina pilchardus (European sardine), 1105 nucleotides long. RefSeq lists its product as uncharacterized. The coding region runs from base 1 to 1074 and encodes 357 amino acids. The transcript is spliced from 4 exons. NCBI's taxonomy places the organism in Eukaryota, Metazoa, Chordata, Actinopteri, Clupeiformes, Clupeidae. The record is from RefSeq and is a predicted model, not a curated record.